AUGACCGAAAGAAAGAUCAUAAUCAUCACUUCCGACGGCGACAAGUUCCCUGUGGAGCGCAAGGUCGCCGAAAAAAGUAUCCUCAUCAAGAAUAUGCUGAAAAACCUGCUGCCUGCAGACGACGAGGAAGAGGACGACGAGGACGCCGACGAGCCAAUCGAGGUGCCUACACAGAACGUCCGGUCUGCUGUGAUGAAGAACAUUCUGGAAUGGUGCGACCACUACAAAGACUACAACUUCCCAGACGACGAGCAGGACGACGACUCCAAGAAGAGCGCCCCGAUCGACGCCUGGGACAAGAACUUCCUUAACGUGGACCAGGAAAUGCUGUACGAGAUCAUCCUCGCAGCCAAUUACCUCAACAUCAAGCCGCUGCUCAACGCCGGCUGCAAAGUCGUUGCUGAGAUGAUCCGCGGCAAGUCGCCUGAAGAGAUCCGCAAAACGUUCAACAUCGUCAACGACUUCACUCCUGAGGAAGAAGCCGCCAUCAGACGCGAGAACGAGUGGGCCGAAGACCGCUAA
Ogataea philodendri is the source of this 522-nucleotide messenger RNA. RefSeq lists its product as uncharacterized. The transcript has a single exon. Lineage: Eukaryota; Fungi; Ascomycota; Pichiomycetes; Pichiales; Pichiaceae. Gene Ontology annotation, molecular function: cullin family protein binding. The record is from RefSeq and is a predicted model, not a curated record. Bases 1 to 522 code for a protein of 173 amino acids. Gene Ontology annotation, cellular component: cytoplasm; nucleus. Gene Ontology annotation, biological process: SCF-dependent proteasomal ubiquitin-dependent protein catabolic process; mitotic cell cycle.